This is a messenger RNA of Zeugodacus cucurbitae (melon fly), 2201 nucleotides long. RefSeq lists its product as uncharacterized. Gene Ontology annotation, cellular component: negative cofactor 2 complex; nucleus. NCBI's taxonomy places the organism in Eukaryota, Metazoa, Arthropoda, Insecta, Diptera, Tephritidae. Gene Ontology annotation, biological process: transcription by RNA polymerase II; positive regulation of transcription by RNA polymerase II; negative regulation of transcription by RNA polymerase II. Bases 502 to 2142 code for a protein of 546 amino acids. The transcript is spliced from 3 exons. Gene Ontology annotation, molecular function: transcription corepressor activity; protein heterodimerization activity; core promoter sequence-specific DNA binding. The record is from RefSeq and is a predicted model, not a curated record.
UUAGGCAGUUUGACAGCUGCUUUGGUCGUCAUAUCAAAUAGAGGAAAAUCUAAGCCGUGUCAAUUUUUCUUGUCUAGAAUUUUUAACUAUUGAGAAAAACAAUAUCCUAAGUUACAGUUUUGCACAAUUGUGCGUUUUAAUUUCGAUUAAGUGUCGGGGAAAAUAGUUAGUUUAUUCGUUAGAACAAAGUGGUGUAUUUUUUCAGUAACACAGUAUAAACAUCAACCCCUCCAUUUAGAAUUAGAACAACAAAACCAAAAAAAAAAAUACACAAGCAAAAAGCUGCUGUCGACGCUAACGCCAACGUUGUCAUCGGUAACGACUGUAUUGAGGAAGUAGUUAACGCAGAUAUUGACGAAAACUAGCUAUAACGGCAGUAAAGAUAAAACAAAGCACAACAGGGACCAAUUGGAAAUAUUAAUAAAAAUAAACGCAUAAAAAAGUGUUUGUUUUUAAUAAAUAUUAUAAAAUUUGCGAAGCCAAUAAAUUCAUCGCUGCAGCAUGCCUUCAAAGAAGAAGAAAUACAAUGCGCGUUUUCCGGCGGGUCGCAUCAAGAAAAUAAUGCAGAGUGACGAAGAAAUCGGAAAGGUCGCCCAAGCUGUUCCCGUCAUAAUUUCUAGGACAUUGGAACUCUUUGUGGAAUCACUUUUAACGAAAACAUUGAGAAUUACAAAUUCGCGAAAUGCAAAAACCCUAUCCACUUCCCACAUGAAGCAAUGCAUCAUGUCGGAGCAGCGUUUUGAUUUCCUGCGUGAAUUGGUAAAGAAUGUGCCCGAUAUAAGCGUGGCAGAAGAGGCAGCCAACUAUAACGAAGAGGACGGUCAGAGUUCACCGGAUGAUGUUUAUCCCGAUUCGGAUACACCAUACGAUCUGAGUAUGCCAUCCACAUCAGGCGCACGCAACCAAUGUCGCAUGAUUCCCACGCCAAAGGUCAAUGGCGGACAAACACAUUUCCAGUACAAACAGCAGCAACAAUACCAAUUAUCACCGCAAAAUGGCAGUGUUAUUGACAACACAGCAGCCACUGAAGCAGACUUAAGGCAACGCAUACGUCAGCGCCUCACACCAAGUGUUAUCGUGCACACGGCAUCUGUGGCACAUGCUGCAGCAGCAGCCGCAAGGCCACCACCAUCCUCACCUGCAGCGUCAACAGCAACCACAGCGCCAUCGACACCAAGAGGUGCCUAUGGCAAUUAUGUGCAACCCUUGAAAUUAAUGCGUUCCGAAUCGUCGCCUGCCAGUGCAGCGCAGCAUAUGUGGCAAGUAUCGCCUCCAAAUAUAGCUACACAUCAGCAACUGGGACAUAAACGUCUACGACAUCAGGCGCAGUCAAUGCCGAGCAGCAACAACAAUAAUGACAAUUGUACCGGCACAUCGCCCACCAAGCGACAAAAGCCCGAAUCACACAUAACACAACAAACACAUUCACAAACUGCCAUACCCGCGCCUGUUUUCAGCUAUGAUCUCUGCAAUAAGCCCGUCGUCAAGAUCGAUUACAGCAAUCUGCCGCUAACACCUGCCGCCAUGGGUACCAAUGAACAGCUUAACACAAAAGCUGGCAUGAGCAGCAGCUUACCGUUGAGUGCGCCUGUAACAAAUGCGAACUUCAAUUUCACUGCCGCAUCGCCCAUUAUCAACAUUGAUUUGUCCAAUAUUGUGACGAAUAGCGGUGGCGGUGGCAGUGGCGAUGGUAAAUCGUUGAAUACAGGCAAUAAUGCGCCUAUGCCUGCUGUUGCUACCAUAAGCAUUGGCGCCUUGCCGGCUGAAAUGGCCAAUGUGAUUACAACACCACCGGCCAGUGUGUGCAGCAGCAAUAUUGGUGCGGUGGCGGCGAAAGCGUCAAAGGCGUCAACUACGUUCAGUACUCCGCCCACAAAUCAACUAUCUGACUGUAAAAUAGACUCCAAUACCAUAGUCGUUGAGUCCACAUCAUCCUCAUCGUCGUCGUCCAGUUGCUCACCAUCGUCAUCAUUCGCAUCGACGUCGGCUAACAACCAGUAUGGUAGCGGCAGCAAGAGCAUGUUGAAAGCUUCAAGCGAGAUUAUGGCAAAAAUGACUGCACCAGAAACAAAAACACUCGCUGCAACGCGUAAAAGUUUGAGUACAUUUUUCGAAUUAGACGAAGACUAUGACAAUAUUUGAAUUUAAUUUUUUAAGUUUUAAAUCUUAACAUAACUGUUAAGGAUAAUUUCCUUUUUUUU